Humulus lupulus (European hop) is the source of this 1770-nucleotide messenger RNA. Its product is annotated as probable polygalacturonase. The record is from RefSeq and is a predicted model, not a curated record. Gene Ontology annotation, molecular function: polygalacturonase activity. Gene Ontology annotation, biological process: carbohydrate metabolic process. NCBI's taxonomy places the organism in Eukaryota, Viridiplantae, Streptophyta, Magnoliopsida, Rosales, Cannabaceae. The transcript is spliced from 6 exons. The coding region runs from base 119 to 1576 and encodes 485 amino acids.
AAUGUUUGGUAACUAGGCUAGCUUAGCUUAUGUGUGCAGCUUUACCCUAUAAAUAUAUAUACCCGCACCACCAUUUGUCAUCAAAAACAAAAUUUAUUCCAAAGUGUCAUUUCUCACAAUGUUGCCAAUAUUCAUGAAAAAUCACAUGAGAGCUCAGGUGAUUAAGCUUGUUAUAGUAGCAGUUCUUGUACUGAACAUAGUAAAUGGAGUUGAGAGUCGAAGAAGACAUAAAGGAAGGAAUGUAGAGUCGUCGUUAGAGUACAGUGCCAUAAGCUGUAGAGCUCACAGUGCAGUGCUGACGGAGUUUGGAGGAGUUGGAGAUGGAACGACAUCAAACACGAAGGCGUUUCGUGAUGCCAUUACAAAUCUCACCCAAUAUUCAUCCAACGGUGGAUCUCAGCUCUUUGUCCCUGCUGGCAAAUGGCUGACCGGCAGUUUCAGCCUCAUUAGUCACUUCACUCUUUUUCUCCACAAGGAUGCUGUUCUUCUUGCUUCUCAGGACAUAAAUGAGUGGCCUGUCCUCAAACCCUUGCCAUCGUACGGCCGAGGAAGAGACGCUGCUGGUGGACGGUUCACCAGUCUCAUAUUUGGAACAAACCUCACUGAUGUUGUUGUCACAGGGGAAAAUGGGACAAUUGAUGGUCAGGGGUCAUUCUGGUGGCAGCAAUUUCACAAGGGCAAGCUCAAGUAUACAAGGCCUUACCUGAUUGAGCUUAUGUUCUCUGAAAAUAUUCAGAUUUCUAAUCUGACACUCUUGAAUUCUCCAUCAUGGAAUGUUCAUCCUGUUUACAGCAGUAAUAUUCUUAUUCAAGGAAUCACUAUCAUUGCCCCAAUUUCGUCCCCCAACACAGAUGGGAUCAACCCAGAUUCUUGCACAAAUACCAGAAUUGAGGACUGUUACAUAGUCUCUGGCGACGAUUGCGUGGCUGUGAAAAGCGGUUGGGACGAGUAUGGCAUUGCCUUUGGCAUGCCGACGAAACAGCUAGUGAUCCGACGGCUCACAUGCAUUUCACCAUACAGUGCCGUGAUUGCGCUGGGGAGUGAGAUGUCCGGCGGAAUCCAAGAUGUCCGAGCUGAAGACUUAGUGGCCAUCCAUACCGAGUCUGGGGUUAGGAUCAAGACUGCUGUGGGGCGAGGAGGGUUUGUGAAAGACAUCUACGUAAGGAGAAUGACCAUGCAUACCAUGAAAUGGGCAUUCUGGAUGACCGGUAACUACAAGGCUCAUGCAGAUAACCACUACGAUCCCAACGCCAUUCCGGAGAUCAAAGGGAUCAACUACCGUGACAUGGUGGCGGACAAUGUGUCAAUGGCAGCCAGGUUGGAGGGCAUCUCUGGUGAUCCCUUCACUGGUAUUUGCAUCUCAAAUGUCACUCUUGGGAUGGCGGCCAAGGCAAAGAAGCAACCUUGGACUUGCACGGACGUGGCGGGGAUCACCAGCGGCGUCACUCCCACUCCGUGUGGGCUUUUGCCUGAUCGGGGUGAGAAGAAAAUGGCUUGUGAUUUCCCUUCUGAUGAUCUUCCCAUUGAUUUAGUUGAAAUCAAGAGAUGCAGCUAUAAGAUGAACUAUUAUGUGUAAGUUAUGUAUAAGUUAGUUCUAAUCUAGUCUACCAUAUACUGCCAAACAGCAGCGAUUCCAGCUCUUGUUGAGUUUGGGUAUUGAUUUCUUAGUAGGAAGAAUCUCUGUUUCUGUAAUUCCAUAUUUAAAGAGUAUGCUUUUCUGCAACUAUACUAAUAUGGUGCUUGAUUAUUAAGUCACACGCAGUUCGUUUA